Molecule: messenger RNA, 1830 nt
Organism: Microthlaspi erraticum
Lineage: Eukaryota; Viridiplantae; Streptophyta; Magnoliopsida; Brassicales; Brassicaceae
Source: the annotation of a GenBank genome assembly
AUGGAAAAAGGACCAGCCCGUAGCUUUAUUUGGCUGAUUUUACGUUUCAAUUUGCUUCUCAGAGUCGCCGGAAACUUGGAAGGUGAUGCUUUGACUGAACUGAGAAAGAGUUUAUUUGCUGAUCCUAAUAAUGUACUUCAAAACUGGGAUUCAACUCUUGCUACUCCAUUCUUUUGGGAAAUCUUCUUACUGCUUGAUGUUUUGCUCAACGCUCUUGGGAAUGCAAAUCUAUCUGGACAACUUGUACCACAGCUUGGUCAGCUUCCAAACUUGCAGUACUUGGAGGUUUUUAGCAAUAACAUUAUUGGAGCAAUACCUGAGGAGCUUGGAAACUUGAGGGAACUGUUGAGCUUAGAUCUUUCCUUCAACAACAUAAGCGGUCCAAUCCCUUCAUCGCUUGGCAAACUACAGAAACUCCGGUUCUUGCAUCUUAAUAACAACAACUUAUCUGGAGAAAUUCCAAUGUCUUUGACUGCUGUGUCGUCGCUGCAAGUACUGGAUCUCUCAAACAAUCAGCUCACUGGAGAUGUUCCUGUUAAUGGUUCCUUCUCGCUGUUCACUCCUACAAGUUUUGACAACAAUAAUAAUAAUAUAGUUCCUGAAUUUCCGCCUGCUCCUAUCUCUUCUACUACGCCACUAUCACCUUCAGGAAGACCAAUGACUGCAGCAAUAGCAGGGGGAGUCGCUGCAGGUGCAGCGGUUCUAUUUGCUGUUCCAGCCAUUGCGCUUGCUUGGUGGCUGACAAGACGACAAGACCACUUUUUCGAUGUACCUGCUGAAGAAGACCCAGAGAUUCACUUAGGACAACCCAGAAGGUUCUCCUUGGGUGAACUAUUAGUUGCUACAGAUAACUUUAGCACCAAAAAUGUGUUGGGUAGAGGUGGUUUUGGUAAAGUGUACAAAGGACGUUUAGCCGAUGGCUCUCUAGUAGCUGUGAAGAGGCUAAAAGAAGAACGUACCGAAGGUGGGGAACUGCAGUUCCAAACCGAGGUUGAGAUGAUCAGUGUGACCGUUCAUAGAAACUUGCUUCCGCUUCGUGGUUUUUGCGUGACUCCAACUGAAAGAUUGCUUGUUUAUCCAUACAUGGCUAAUGGAAGUGUUGCUUCUUGUUUAAAAGAGCGUCCUCAAGGCAAUCCAGCACUUGAUUGGCCAACUAGAAAGCAUAUUGCUUUGGGAUCAGCAAGGGGGCUUGCAUAUCUACAUGAUCAUGGCGAGCAGAGAAUCAUUCACAGGGACGUGAAAGCUGCAAAUAUAUUGCUAGAUGAAGAGUUUGAAGCUGUUGUUGGAGAUUUUGGGCUUGCAAAGUUCAUGAAUCGUAAGAACUCUCAUGUGACAACUGCUGUACGAGGUACGAUUGGCCAUAUAGCCCCUGAGUAUCUUUCGACAGGGAAGUAUUCUGAGAAAACUGAUGUUUUUGGGUACGGGGUCUUGCUUCUCGAGCUCAUCACUGGACAGAAGGCUUUUGAUCUUGCACGACUAGCAAAUGAUGAUGAUAUCAUGUUACUGGAUUGGGUGAAAAAGGUUUUGAAAGAGAAGAAGUUGGAAAGUCUUGUGGAUGCAGAGCUUGAAGGAAACUAUGUGGAUACAGAAGUGGAGCAGCUGAUCCAAAUGGCUCUGCUAUGCACUCGGAGUUCUUCGUUGCAACGUCCUAAGAUGUAUGAAGUGGUGAGAAUGCUGGAAGGAGAUGGUUUAGCUGAGAAAUGGGAAGAGUGGCAAAAGGAGGAGAAGCUGUUGAGACAUGAUUAUAACUAUCCUCAAGCUGUCACUAACUGGUUCAUACCAGAAUCCAAUACUCACAUCGAAAACGAUUACCUCUCUGGUCCAAGAUAA